AUGUCAACUGAUAUUUCAACCUACUUCAGCUCAACACUUCAAUACCUUGGAAUCCCGCAGGACAACAACCUUUACUAUGCUUUACUUGGUAUACUCGGAACGGCGGGCACAAUCUCCUUGUUGAAAAGAAUGAGCUCAGAUUCGAGUCUUUCAGCCCUCGCCGGGCCUACCUCAACUUCUGCCAUUUGGGGAAACACCCCAGACAUGUUUAACAGCCAGACAAGUAUGAAGUUUCACGACCAGCUAAGGGAAAGCUAUGGUUCCGUCUGUCUUGUGAAGGGACCGUUUGGGGCAAAUGAACUAUGGGUAUCGGACCCCCGGGCUAUGAGCGAGAUCAUAAUGAAAGGCCAUGACGAUUUUAAACAGCCUGACUGGUUUUUGACUUGGUUAAGGCUCAUCUUUGGGCCAGCAGUGAUCACAGUAUUUGGGGAUCAGCACAAAAUUCAACGCAAGGUACUACAUAGGAAUCAAUCGGUUUUGGCCUGUACCCUAAGCACUGCUAAUACUUUUGGCAGAUUCUCAAUCCUGUUUUUACUGCAAGUCAUAUGCGAAAUUACACCUACAGUAACCGCGAUUGCACACAAACUGGUCGAGAUGGUGGCAUCGGAUGUGCAAGUCGAUGGAGAAAAUAAUAGGGUAAUCGAUAUGUUUAAAUGGGUCCACCUUAUUUCGCUCGAGAUCAUUAGUCAAGCAGGAAUGGGCCACUCGUUUGGAGUACUGGAAGGCACCGUACCGGACUACCUUCACGCAUCCCGUGACGUAUUUGCCUUGAUGUCAGAGAUGUGGUAUCUCCAACCUUUUAUCGGGCCUUUGUCACGAAUGGGGCCGGCAUUUAUCCGCCGUGCGUUAGUGGAGGCUAUCCCCCACCGUCCUAUCCAGAAGAUGAAAAACGUAGUGGAUACCAUGAACGAAACGGCGAUUGGUAUUAUCAAGAAGAAAAAGGAGGCACUUGAAAACGGCACCCUAGACUCAGAAGUGGCAGCCGGAAAUGAUAUAAUGACAGCUCUGCUCAAACAGAGUCUUGCAGUCGCUCCACAGGAUCGGAUGACCGACGAAGAAGUAUUGGCUCAAGUAAAUGGGCUGGCAUUUGCUGGACAUGAUACCACAAGCUCUGCGUUGUCACGCACACUUCACUUGCUGGCCGAGCAUCAAGACGUCCAGGUCAAGCUCAGGGAAGAAAUUCGGCAAGCAUAUAAUUCGUAUGGAAAGAAUCUUGACUACGACCAGCUCAAUUCUCUUUCCUACUUGGACGCGGUGUGUCGUGAAUCCUUGCGUCUCCAUUCUCCAGCGAGCGCCAUAGCGCGCACUGCAACCAGUGAUUGGGAUUUGCCCCUUUAUUACCCAGUCACUGCUAAAGAUGGGAAGUCUGUGGUUACUAAUAUCCAUGUCACUAAAGGCACCAGCAUACAUUUAUCCAUCCGGGCGGCCAAUAUGGAUGAACGAACCUGGGGAGAAGAUGCUGGAGAGUUCAGGCCAGGUCGUUGGCUUGAGCCACUUCCGCCCAGCUUAUCGAACGCCCGAAUCCCUGGUGUUUACUCGUCUACUAUGACGUUUUCAGGAGGGCCGCGUUCGUGCCCCGGGAUGAAGUUUUCCCAACUAGAGAUGAAACUAGUCCUCUCGAAUCUCGUGGGGUCCUUCCAGUUCGAUUCUUCCGAAGACAAUAUCAAGUGGAAUGAUGAUGGAAUCGUCAAACCAUACAUUCAACACAAAGACGGAUCACUCAGCGAUGAACCUGCAAUGCUUCUCAGGGUUACUGUCACGGAAGAGUCGUAG
Messenger RNA from Rhizoctonia solani, 1773 nucleotides. Its product is annotated as cytochrome P450 family protein. Gene Ontology annotation, molecular function: monooxygenase activity; iron ion binding; oxidoreductase activity, acting on paired donors, with incorporation or reduction of molecular oxygen. Bases 1 to 1773 code for a protein of 590 amino acids. The transcript has 17 exons. Lineage: Eukaryota; Fungi; Basidiomycota; Agaricomycetes; Cantharellales; Ceratobasidiaceae. The record is from RefSeq and is a predicted model, not a curated record.